This is a messenger RNA of Rosa chinensis, 3577 nucleotides long. RefSeq names its product probable polyribonucleotide nucleotidyltransferase 1, chloroplastic. Gene Ontology annotation, cellular component: chloroplast stroma; cytosol; mitochondrion. The record is from RefSeq and is a predicted model, not a curated record. The transcript is spliced from 26 exons. Gene Ontology annotation, molecular function: polyribonucleotide nucleotidyltransferase activity; 3'-5'-RNA exonuclease activity; RNA binding. Gene Ontology annotation, biological process: mitochondrial RNA 3'-end processing; mitochondrial mRNA catabolic process. NCBI's taxonomy places the organism in Eukaryota, Viridiplantae, Streptophyta, Magnoliopsida, Rosales, Rosaceae. The coding region runs from base 109 to 2958 and encodes 949 amino acids.
AGAAAAAAAAGCGGAUAAAGUUUGGGAGUGUCAGUGUUUCCCCCUCUCACCACCAGAGACUAGACUAGAGAGUAGAGAGUGAAGCAGAGAAGAGAAACUAAGAGAGAAAUGUUGGCAAACCCUAGCAGUGGCAGACUGCACUGCGCCAAACCCUUUCAUUUCCACCCAAAAUCAAACGAGCCCAAAUGUUUUGUGUUCCGAAACUGGCCCCCGCGCAGCAAGUCCAAGUCCAAGUUCUGCAGUUUGUCCCUCCUCGUUCCCAGAAAGAAUCGCAAGGCCUUUGGCAUCAGGGCUUUGACCGACGCCACCGGAGCUGCGGCGGUUGAUGUUACUCAGCCCUAUUCCGUCAAAAUCCCCGUUGGCGAUAGACACAUUUUGAUUGAGACAGGUCAUAUUGGGAGACAAGCCAGUGCUUCUGUUACAGUCACAGAUGGAGAAACUAUUGUUUACACAUCUGUUUGUUUGGCUGAUACUCCAAGUGAACCGUCAGACUUUUUCCCUCUUUCCGUUCAUUAUCAGGAGCGUUUUUCGGCUGCAGGUCGGACUAGUGGAGGAUUUUUUAAACGAGAAGGAAGGGCAAAAGAUCACGAGGUUCUCAUUUGCAGAUUGAUUGAUAGGCCUUUGCGUCCAACUAUGUUGAAUGGCUUCUACCAUGAAACUCAGAUACUUUCUUGGGUGCUGAGUUAUGAUGGUUUGCACUCUCCUGAUUCUUUGGCAGUCACAGCUGCUGGAAUAGCUGUUGCUCUUUCAGAGGUUCCAAACACAAAAACUAUAGCAGGAGUUAGAAUUGGUCUUGUUGGUGACAGAUUUAUUGUGAAUCCAACAACUAAGGAGAUGGAAGACUCUGAGUUGGACUUGCUGCUAGCUGGCACAGAUAGUGCAAUAUUGAUGAUAGAGGGUUAUUGUGAUUUUCUGCCCGAGGAAAAGUUGCUGCAAGCAAUAGAAGUUGGGCAGGAUGCUGUACGAGCAAUUUGCAAUGAGGUGGAGGCUUUGGUUAAGAAGUGUGGGAAGCCAAAAAUGUUUGAUGCAAUUAAAUUACCUCCCCCUGAGCUAUAUAAUCAUGUUGAGGAAAUUGCUGGUGAUGAGUUGGUAAGAGCUCUGCAGAUUACACACAAGAUUCCUAGAAGAAAAGCCCUGUUGUCAUUGGAAGGAGAAGUUUUAACUAUACUUACUGAAAAGGGAUAUGUUAGUAAGGAUACAGCUCUUGCAGGCAGUGAAACAGUACCAGAUAUAUUUGAAGAUGAAGAUGAGGAUGAGGAAGUGAUUGUGGAUGGUGAAGUAGAUGAAGGUGAUGUUCAUAUAAAACCUACCUCACGGAAAUCGACUCCCUUGUUUUUUUCUGAGGUAGACGUGAAGCUGGUAUUCAAAGAAGUAACAUCCAAAUUUUUGCGCAGGCGCAUUGUGGAGCAUAAUCACUCUUCAAAGUGUCCUACAAACUUCAGCGAGAAUUUUCUAGGGGUGGAAGAAGAAGUGAUGGGCGGACCCCAGAAGGGAUACGUCCAAUUAACUCAAGAUGUGGACUACUUCCAAGGGCACAUGGAAGUGCUCUUUUCACACGAGGGGAAACACAGGUCCUUUCGCUUUUCGUCUGUUUUACAGUCAUUGGCUGUGGUUACACUUGGUGAUAAGCAGAUGGCUCAGAGGAUAGACAACCUAGUGGGUGUAGAUGAAUGGAAAAGAUUCUAUCUCCAGUACACAUUUCCCCCUUCAUGUGUUGGGGAGGUUGGACGGAAUGGAGCACCUAGUAGAAGAGAAAUUGGUCAUGGAAUGCUGGCUGAGAGAGCUCUUGAACCAAUAUUGCCUUGUGAUGAUGAUUUUCCUUACACUGUACGUGUUGAGAGCACAAUUACUGAAAGCAAUGGCUCUUCAAGUAUGGCGUCUGUGUGUGGGGGAUGCUUAGCACUACAGGAUGCUGGAGUUCCAAUCAAGUGCUCUAUAGUUGGAAUAGCAAUGGGUCUGGUUCUAGAUACCCAGGAAUUUGGGGGGGAUGGUUCUCCGCUUAUUCUCUCUGACAUAACUGGAUCUGAAGAUGCAUCAGGGGAUAUGGAUUUCAAGGUUGCUGGAAAUGAACAUGGUGUAACAGCAUUUCAGAUGGAUAUAAAGGUGAGCGGGAUUACAUUAUCAGUUAUGAGAAAGGCACUCCUACAAGCAAAAGAUGGCCGGAAGCAUAUUAUUGCGGAACUGUUGAAAUGCUCCCCUCCACCUUCAGGAAGGCUUUCCAAGUAUGCACCACUGAUUCACAUAAUGAAGGUCAAACCUGAGAAAGUAAACUUAAUCAUUGGUUCUGGUGGGAAGAAGGUCAAAAGUAUUAUAGAAGAGACCGGAGUAGAUGCAAUUGACACACAAGAGGAUGGGAUACUAUUGCAGGUGAAAAUUACUGCCAGGGAUUUAUCGAGUUUAGAAAAGUCUAAAGCUAUUAUUGCUAAUUUGACAAUGGUUCCAACUGUUGGUGAUAUCUACAGGAAUUGCGAAAUUAAAACAAUAGCUCCAUAUGGAGUAUUUGUGGAAAUAGCACCUGGCCGAGAGGGACUUUGCCAUAUUAGUGAGUUAAGUUCAGAUUGGCUGGCAAAGGCAGAAGAUGCUUUUAAGGUGGGAGAUCAUGUUGAUGUUAAACUUAUUGAGGUAAAUGAGAAGGGGCAACUUCGCCUUAGCCGCCGAGCAUUACUUCCAGAUGCAGAUCCUGAGAAUGCUGGUGUAAGGCAGCCUACAGGUGACUCCAAAGAUGUACCUUCUCAAACUUCGGACAAAAACAAAGUCAAAGGUACAAGCUCACCUAAAAAUAAUUCAUCAGAAAGUACUCUGCUCCCACAAAAAAAGUUCAUCCGGAGAUCAGUCAGCCCCGCCAAAGAUAGACAAAAUAUUAAUAAUGAUGCGACAAAGAAGAGCAGCAGUAGAGUAGUGAGCAGUUCCAGCAAGGAUGAAAAUACUCUAGUAAAUGGAGGUGCUAACAUUGGAUAGUAAGGAUAUUUUAACUGAUGAGGGUCAUCUGUUGGCCCCAUUUGUCAUGGUGAAUAUGACAAUGUGAUGUGAUGGCCACCAGAUCUAACAGAAAGAAAGGUUUUCAGGAUUUUUACUUGUUAGAAGUGGUGGAUUAUGUGUCCGAGGUUAGCAAUUCCGCCAAAAUGUUCACAUCACAUGCAUUCUUCUGAUUGACUAGAGGAAGUUACAGACUUACAGGUGUUACUAGUGCAUAUGUUCUUCAAGAGAGGGAAGUCUUAUGGGCUUGGAAAUUUUGCUGGACCAAUAGAUUCUUACAAUUCCAUUUGCAUUGUGCCUUUUAUGUCUUUAGAACCUCUUUUCUUAGUUUCUUUUCCUUGGCUCUUGCUGCAGCACAAUAUUGUUUAUCCUCCCUUGUAUGUUAAAUUGGUAAUUCGUAUUUUCUUGUGCCAUCGCAUCUAAUAGCUAGUUUCUAGUUGCUAGCAUUUUGACAUGAGAUAGACGUUCUGAUUCGAAUUAAUGUUUAAUGAUAGAAGAAUUGUAUUGGAUGGCAACUACAACUCGAUGACUAGGUUCGAAAGAUAUGCUGGAAAUUGGAUCACUUAUCUUUUAUAUAAUGCUAGUGCUGGUAGCCUUUACA